AUUUGCUGUGUACGAUUUUAGUUGAAAUUGGGGCAAAUUUCAUGGAACCACCUGCGCAAGCAAUUGCGAAUUUCUACACGCCCGCCUCCUCUCCGGUCUUCACCGCCAUCGGAACGUGUCAUAUACAUGCGUACACACACACAUAAAUAGAGAGAGAGAGAGAGAGAGAGAUUAUUGAUCUCUGUGCUAUUAUUUUGCUCUUGCAUUUGUUAUAAAUUAAACUGCAGAGGAAGCAGGAAAAAAAAGAAAAGAAAGAGCAACAGUAAUUAAUCAUAAUGGGGAAAGGUGAUAAAAGUGGCGUAGGUAGGGCUUUGGUGAAGCACCACAACCAAAUGGUUAAGGAUUCAAAAGAGAAGGGAAAACACUACAGGAGCCAGCACAAGAAGGUGCUGGAGUCUGUGACAGAGGUCAGCGACAUCGACGCCGUAAUCGAGCAAGUCGACGAAGCCCACCGUCUCUUUUCCGACACCAACCCUCUAGCCAACCUCAUCAAUUUGGACUCUGCUUCUGGCACUAGUCAGAUGACUCCCGAGGAGAGAAGGGAGCAACAGAAGAAUGAGGAGGCACUUCAUGCUAGUAGUCUUCGUGUUCCUCGCAGGCCACCAUGGAAUGCUAAAAUGUCUGUCGAAGAGCUUGAUGCCAAUGAAAGAGAAGCUUUUCUAUCUUGGCGCCGAAGCCUUGCUAGGCUUGAGGAGAACGAGAAGUUGGUCCUUACUCCAUUUGAAAAGAAUCUAGAUAUAUGGAGACAGCUUUGGAGAGUGGUUGAACGCAGUGAUCUGCUUGUAAUGGUCGUUGAUGCACGAAACCCGCUUUUCUACCGCUGCCCUGAUCUUGAGGUAUAUGCAAAAGAAAUUGAUGAACACAGAAGGACUCUGCUUCUUGUCAACAAGGCAGAUCUUCUACCAUUUUCUAUUAGAGAAAAAUGGUCAGACUAUUUCCGCAAACAUGGAAUUCUCUUUCUUUUCUGGUCGGCUAAGGCUGCUUCUGCUGCUCUGGAGGGGAAAACACUCGGUUACUCCAAUGGGAUGCAAAGUAAUCCGCACGAGUCAGUUGAUACUGAUACUAAAAUAUAUGGCAGGGAUGAUCUUCUGGCCCGCCUGCAAUCUGAAGCGGAGGAGAUAGUUUCUAUGAAGAAUGGAUCAAGAUCUGAUAUCGGAGCCUCGAACAGUGUGGUAGUUGGGUUUGUUGGGUAUCCCAAUGUGGGAAAAAGUUCAACCAUUAAUGCUUUGGUAGGGGAGAAGAGGACAGGCGUUACGUCGACUCCUGGGAAGACGAAGCAUUUCCAGACAUUAAUAAUAUCUGAUAAACUAACUCUCUGUGAUUGCCCGGGAUUAGUGUUUCCAUCCUUCACAAGCUCGAGAUAUGAGAUGAUUGCUUCUGGGGUUUUGCCCAUUGAUCGGAUGACUGAGCACAGGGAAGCUGUACAGGUUGUGGCAGAUCGAGUACCUAGGUCAGUCAUUGAAAAGGUUUACAAAAUCACUUUACCAAAACCAAAGCCAUAUGAGCCACAAUCCCGGCCUCCCUGGGCUGCUGAAGUUUUGAGGUCAUACUGUGCAUCUCGUGGAUAUGUUGCUGCUAGUGGACUGCCGGAUGAAACUCGAGCAGCACGCCAAAUUUUGAAGGAUUACAUUGAUGGGAAACUUCCUCACUUUGAAAUGCCCCCAGACGUGUCUAAUGAAGAACAUCAUAUAGAGGAUGCUGUGGGACCCAGCUCCUCAGAGGUGCUUGACUCAGAUUCAUCUGAUGGUGAAGUACUUCCAUAUGAUGAACAUGAAGGUGCACCUAGUCUAGAGCAUGUAUUGGAUGAUUUGAAUUCAUUUGACAUGGAUAAUGGGUUAGCCUCUCACAAGGCCCCAGUUCAGAAGAAAUCCGCCAGUGCACCCCAUAAACAACACAAGAAGCCACAGAGAAAGAAAGAUCGAUCAUGGAGGGUAAGAGAUGGUGAAGCUGAUGGAAUGCCGGUCGUUAGGGUCUUCCAAAAGCCGGUAAAUACAGGCCCUUGAAAGGAUUAAAGGCUUUUGUUCUCUAAGAUGUUUUCCUGUCCUGGAUUGGAUCAUAAUUUGGUUCAUGUUUCUACCUCCUUAUUUGGUGCUUUUUAAUCUAUGUGAACUGGUUGUACUUAUUGAUUGAAUUAUUAUGUUUUGAUCAGAACCGUAUACAGCAGAGUAUUCCUAUA
Molecule: messenger RNA, 2176 nt
Organism: Olea europaea var. sylvestris
Lineage: Eukaryota; Viridiplantae; Streptophyta; Magnoliopsida; Lamiales; Oleaceae
Product: GTPase LSG1-2-like
Exons: 7
Coding region: 276-2003 (575 amino acids)
Cellular component (GO): cytosol
Molecular function (GO): GTPase activity; GTP binding
Source: RefSeq, a predicted model, not a curated record